Molecule: messenger RNA, 702 nt
Organism: Colletotrichum higginsianum IMI 349063
Lineage: Eukaryota; Fungi; Ascomycota; Sordariomycetes; Glomerellales; Glomerellaceae
Product: C2H2 transcription factor
Exons: 1
Coding region: 1-702 (233 amino acids)
Source: RefSeq, a predicted model, not a curated record
AUGGAGUCUUACCUGAAGGAAACAUCUUAUACCUUCCUUGAUGUCAGCGCCAGCCUCUCGGAAUACGUGUUCGACCCUCAUUUCAUUCCCUUUCUAGCCGGAGACGAGCUUGACACCUUUUUGUACCCUUAUUCUAUUCCCUCAUCCCAGCCACCAAUGCCUCUGGUGAGCACCCCUUGCCCACUCACUCACCCAACCAACUACAACACCGACUAUAACGUCCUCAACAGCCGGUCGGAAUCCCCUCCCUCAGCCUUCUUCCCUGCUUCGAAUGAACUGUUCUCCCCCGCCUCGAGUGAGCUGUUCGACUUUGCUCGGUCCCCCAGCAGCAGCAGCAGCAGCACCACUACCACCACGACCUCGCCGCGAUCUCCUCCCACCAAAGACUUGAAGGAAACCGAGGCCUGGGGCCCCGCGGACUUGCACCAGAUGGGAUACCUCGACGUUUCCGGCAACUGGCGCUGCCGGUACUCGGGGUGCUGCUCCUCCCGCGUCUUCCUCCGGGCGUGCGACCUGCGGAAGCACUUCCGCGGCCACGCCAAGUACUUCUUCUGCACAGAGACGAGGUGCCGGCAGGCGGGCGUCGGGUUCGCGACCCGCAAGGACUUCCAACGGCACAUGGGGUCACACAAGCCGGCCGUCCCGUGCCUACACCCGGACUGCGAUCGCAUCUUCAGCCGGAAGGACAACAUGGUGAGUUGA